AUGCUCGUGAUCAAAGGGCUGUGUGUGGACCUGGAUCACUACGUCGACGAACUCGUGAAGCUUUGUCAUCGUUUUACCACCAAAAAGCGCACUGCGGACACCGACACCGUCCUUGUCGAGGGGUACCUCCGCGCGUUCCUGACAGCCAACGCCACCACUCCUAUUUAA
This is a messenger RNA of Aphanomyces astaci, 168 nucleotides long. RefSeq lists its product as hypothetical. The record is from RefSeq and is a predicted model, not a curated record. The coding region runs from base 1 to 168 and encodes 55 amino acids. NCBI's taxonomy places the organism in Eukaryota, Oomycota, Saprolegniomycetes, Saprolegniales, Verrucalvaceae. The transcript has a single exon.